AUGAAUGAUACGCUUUCUUGGACAGACCUUUUCAAUUAUUAUUUUGAAGAAAUUAAAAGAGAUCCUGUUGAUUUACUUGGUUCUCCUAUGGAUAGUAUAGAGGAUGAGUUUAGUGAUGAAGAUGACGAACAACAAGAUGAUGAAUAUGAAGAAAUAAGAUCUGAGUGGAUGUUAUUGAUGGAAAUGGGCCCAAAUACAUCCAUUGAUAAUUAUUCAGACUUGGGCUCACAUGAAAUGGAUAGAAACUAUGACUGGGUUGGUGAUUUCAGGCAACGUCAUCCGAAUAUCAACAUUGCAGAUGUAUCUAAUUUCCUACAGCAAGUCUGCAACGAAGACAAUAUAGAUGCUGAAAAUCUAAUUGUCAAUACAGUUGAUUUUCAAACUUUAAAUGAUAAGCAGAGGUUAAUAUUUAAAUGGAUCGAAGGGCAUUAUAUUGCAUCAAUUACAGAUUCUAACAACAUUGAACCUCUAAGAAUUAUUAGCAUGGGAACUGCUGGAACCGAAAAAUUAUACCUGAUUUUAACAAUUUGGCAUAGGCUUCUAGAAAUAACAAAGUACCAUGAUGCCAAUAUUAAAUCACCUAUACUUGUGAUUGCGCCAACAGGGAUUGCAGCAUUCAACAUCCAUAGAACCACUGUCCACUCAGCACUCUCUAUCUCUGUAAAUAGCACUAACUUUGAUAUAAGUGGAGAGUGA
Messenger RNA from Cetraspora pellucida, 696 nucleotides. NCBI's taxonomy places the organism in Eukaryota, Fungi, Glomeromycota, Glomeromycetes, Diversisporales, Gigasporaceae. The record is from the annotation of a GenBank genome assembly.